GCAACCCGAUAGCAACCCGCCGUGGUGGGACGAGUCGGGGGGAAUCGAAGACUCCGACCCUCGUCAUGGCAACUGUGCAGCCUCCGCGCACGGCCGCACUCGGGCCGUCGAGAAGCCGACCCUGACGCUUCCCGACUCGGCCGCUGAGCCGUUCGGCAUGGCGGGCACUACUGGAUGCCACCUGGCGACCGCGGCGGCCGCGGCCAGUGCAUCGGAUGACGUCGAGGUGAUCAGCAGCGAUGACGAGCCCUCGAUGCUUGCCACCGCCACCGCUGCCAAACGUGAGCCCGAGGAGCCACACGGUGGCAGCCCAGCAUCGGUCGAGGCCGCGGACUGGGCGGCGGCGGACGGGGCGGCAAGCCAUGAGGGCGCGGCGCCACCCCAAGCGGAGGCGGUGCCACCAACGCCAGCCAGCAGCGUGCCAGCAACGCCAGCCAACAAGCUUGCCAGCAACGUCGGCCACUGCGAGCAGCCCGUGGCCGUUGACUUCGGCAAGGAGUUCGGGGACAUGCCACCAGAUGCCGCCAAGUUCAUCAAGUGUCUCGGCAUGGAUGCGACGCGUCAAUUUGAGUUUCCCGAUGGGUCCCGCGACCUCGAGGGCAGCCUGUGCCUGAUCUUCAACAGUGCCAAAGAUACUUGGACGGCUGAGGGCAUCUGCGAGCAGACAACCCCAUUGUCGAAGGGCGUUAACCCUGCGGCGCAGACUCCCGACAAGAGUGCAGCCCCUCCAGAUGACCCAAUCCUCGAGGCAGCCGCGGCGAGUGGCUUUAAGUUUUCCACCAAGUCGACCAUGGGGCAGCGCUUCACCCGCUGGUUCGCGAACCAGCCUGCCAAGUACAAGAAGGACUAUACCAAGUCACUCAACGAUGAGAAGGCUAACUUCAGGGCGGACUUCGCGAGGAAGAAGUACGACGAGUACGUGAGAACCCGCACCUUCAUGCAGGAGUACAGCCAGACCCAGAAGGAGUGGGGCACCUGGGAGCCCUUCGACAUGCUCAUCAAGCUUCAGGGAGGGAGGCAUUCGCACGAUGCAGUACGUGCCGCGUGGAACUACGCCAGGUCGUGCAUCGAGCUCGGCUCCGAGUGGGUUCAGUGCAACCCCAUGACUGGUCGCAUUGAGUUCAUGUUCGUGAAGCGCGGCUACGAGGACAAGAUGAAGAAGGCCUGGACGCUGAAAACGAUCGAGUCGGCAAAGAAGGGGAACACUAGUGAACUCGAGAGGCGCAAACUUUGCCAUGGGCACUUGGACAAGCAGGCCCUGGAGGCAUGUUUCUUGAAGCAAGGUGCAGGCGUGGCCGAGGCCACGGGCGAGCACGAGAAUCUCGACAACAAGGUCAAGAACGUGCGCCCAAAGAAAUGCAUCGUGGCUCUGGCUCCUGGCGUUGGCGGGCCGAGUGAUGGAAUCGAGCCAACGGGGGAUGAUGGUGAUGAGGAGCCUGGCACUGGUGAUGAGCCUCCCGCCAAGAAGCAGAAGAAGGUUCUGACGCCUGAUCAGGUUGCCAAGAGAGUGGAGGCCAAGCGUAAGAAGGAUGCGCAGGCCGCGGCCAUCGCCAGCAAGAACCAGCACUCCAAGAGUAUCCUGCAUGCGACGCGGCUGGAGAAGUUGAUCGAGGCUGACCCGAACUGGAAGCCCUUCAAGAACCACGAGGACCACAUCCUGCUGAAGCAGAGCAUCCAUGCUUUGGAGACCCUCGUGGAGUCCAACCCGUUCCUCAAAGUCUUCCUGAGCACUGCGGAGGUUUCGGAGGUCAAGGACCACUACGACGGCGACGUCGACGUCGGCCUCUCCCAGGUGCCUGCGUUGCUCGAUGCGCUCGUGAAGGAUGUUGCUGCCGACGUGCAGUGCUUGGCGGGGCAGAAGGCUGCCCGCGCGAAGCAUAGGCCAGCCUAG
This is a messenger RNA of Prorocentrum cordatum, 1891 nucleotides long. NCBI's taxonomy places the organism in Eukaryota, Dinophyceae, Prorocentrales, Prorocentraceae. The record is from the annotation of a GenBank genome assembly.